CGUGGCCGCGCAUUCCAUACCGGACACAUGCUCUGGUGGGUUCCAGUGGAGCUGCUGUCUCACGGAAAGGCUGAAAUCAUCACAACUCUAACUUUUUCUCUGACUUACUUCCUUAUCAUGGCAGGGAAUUUCCAAUAUUCUCUACCAGUCGGUGCUACCAACCUUCAACAACCGAUACUCUCUGCAGUGGCUGACAGCCCUAUGAUCAGAGGAGGCCUUCAGACUUUCUCUGGAUCCUCCCUACCAACCUUAGGCUCAGCUUGGCUCAUACCUUCAGGCUCAAUCCUACCUGUCCAGUCUAAUGCAGGAAACACCAAUGCCUUCACCUAUCAGCUGCCUGAAACAGCUCUAUGGCCAGGACUAUAUGGGACUGCUGGACAGACGCAGAUCCCCAGAUCAGCUGCUUCUUACCCCACUGUCUAUGAAUGGGGAGCACAGGGCAAUCCCUACAGGGCUGCAAAGGUCUCUGCACCUUGCUCUGUGGCGUCACUAGUCCAGGACAUGUCAAAUCCUCCUCUCCAUCAGCUGAGCAACACCAGCUCCUUGGAGCACCUCUAUGGGCAGAUUCAGCUGCCCGCAAAUGCCCGUCUUGUGCAGAUACAGCCUCAGGCGACACCACUGCAGGUUCUUCAAAGCCAAGGGCAUGGGCAACAAGUUCCUGUGCAGGACUGGAGAAGCAUCUACCUUUAUAACCAUGAUGCAAGGGGCCAGGUGGCACCAGGAGAGAUGUACUCUACCAUGUCCAGCAGCAGGGUCACUACAGUGCCAGCCAAGUCCCAGAAUGAAAUGGUUCUGGUCUUGAAACCCAUCCAGCCCGUGAGCACCCAGGCAGCCCCCGCUGACAAUUUGCACCAUCCAGUCUCAGCAAAUCCCCAGGACACCAAACCAGAGUGCAAAGGCAAGGGGGAAUAUUCAGAUGCUUAG
This is a messenger RNA of Alligator mississippiensis (American alligator), 924 nucleotides long. RefSeq lists its product as uncharacterized. NCBI's taxonomy places the organism in Eukaryota, Metazoa, Chordata, Crocodylia, Alligatoridae. The transcript is spliced from 2 exons. The record is from RefSeq and is a predicted model, not a curated record. Bases 28 to 924 code for a protein of 298 amino acids.